AUGACAGAAAGACUGUUCAAAGUUUUAAUUAUUGGCGAUGCCACUGUCGGGAAAACAUCCUUUGUGCAGCGUUAUGUUAAUGAUUCGUUCAGACGUGAGUACAAGACAACGAUUGGAGGGCAAGAACGUUUUUCCUCGAUGACCAGAGUCUAUUACAAAGAUGCCUCAGCAUGUGUAAUAAUGUUUGACAUCACCGCCAAGAAAACAUUUCAAAAUAUUCUCAAAUGGAAGAAAGAUCUGGAUACAAAAGUCAGUCUUCCAGAUGGCCAACUUGUGCCCUGUCUGCUCGUAGCAAACAAGUCUGAUUUACCAGACAGGCCUGUGUCUGAAGACGAGAUUGAACAGUUGGCCAAAGAUAAUGAUUUUAUAGGUUGGACAGAAAUGUCAGUCAAGGAAGGUGCCAAUGUCAACGAUGCAAUGAAAUUUCUUCUUGAUGAGAUUCUUGCGGCUCAUAGUAUCAAUGCAAACAACACAACAGACGAUAGACGGGAUGGUGGCCAUAUUACAGUAAAAAACGACAGAGACACCAUAAACAAUAAGAGCUGUGGAUGUUGACAUACAGCAUAUAUAUUGGAUUGAAUUCAAGUAUUUUAGUAAAAUUUGAUUGAUGUCCAAGAAACUGACCAUUUUGGGUACUGAGGUGGCUAACCAAACCCGACUUGUACACACUCAACUUCUUUAUAUGUUGGGCACCUCUGACCCAAUGUUGGAAAAUUGAUAUUAUACAUGGAAACUCACACUGAAAUCUUUAAAAGGUUUUUUAGUUUCCACCUUAUUUUGGUUGAGAUGCAGCAUACCCUGUGACAUAAAGGAACAGUUUAAGAGUCAUGGUUGGCUGAUCGUUUGAUACCGCCGUGUAAAUGACAACAAUAAACUGUUGAAAGAA
Molecule: messenger RNA, 886 nt
Organism: Saccoglossus kowalevskii
Lineage: Eukaryota; Metazoa; Hemichordata; Enteropneusta; Harrimaniidae
Product: ras-related protein Rab-29-like
Biological process (GO): endosome to lysosome transport; phagosome-lysosome fusion
Cellular component (GO): trans-Golgi network; lysosome; late endosome
Molecular function (GO): GTP binding; GTPase activity
Source: RefSeq, a predicted model, not a curated record